Panicum virgatum (switchgrass) is the source of this 891-nucleotide messenger RNA. Its product is annotated as protein STIG1-like. Bases 235 to 639 code for a protein of 134 amino acids. NCBI's taxonomy places the organism in Eukaryota, Viridiplantae, Streptophyta, Magnoliopsida, Poales, Poaceae. The transcript has a single exon. The record is from RefSeq and is a predicted model, not a curated record.
CCACAGGCUUGCUCCUCACACUCCCUCCCUGCACUCCAGGCUUUUGCCGUGCAAAUCAACCAUGGCAUGCGUGCUCUGACUCUCGCCUAGCUAGCAGCUAGCUAGCUGCCUUUUAAUUAGUAUAAGCACUCUCCCCCUCCCUCCGUCGCCCCCAUUUCCUUCCUUCCCCUCCUCCCCUAGCUAGAGGACGUACGCGAGCAUUGCAGCAGCCGUGCCGCCCUCCGCCGGCCCGCCAUGAGAAAAGCUACCAUCUUUCUCAUGGCGCUCGCCGCCCUCGCCACGGCCGCUCCCCUGCGAGUGGCGGCAGUGGCAGCGCCGGCGCAUCCCCUCAGGAGAAGCCGCUUCCUCGCCAACGCCGCCAAUUUCCCGCCGCCGGCGUCGUUCUACGACUGCAGCAAGAAGCCGCCGUCCAUCUGCCUAGAGCCCGGGAGCCCCGGCGCGACGUGCUGCAAAGGCACCUGCGUCGACACCGAGCACAGCUUCCAGCACUGCGGCAGCUGCAACAAGACGUGCAAGUACACGCAGACCUGCUGCGAGGGCAAAUGCGUCAACACCUUCACCGACAAGAAGAACUGCGGCAGCUGCGGCGUCAGGUGCAGAACCAGGUGCACCAACGGCUACUGCGACUACGCGGCGUGACCAGACGCGCAUUUAAUCAUGCGAUAUGCAUGAUUUCGAUGGAGAAAUAAAAAUGGCAGUACGUAUAUACGCGUAUAUACUACAUAUAUACGUCUAAGUUUCUAUUGUUAUAAGUUGUUGUUGUGUUGUUCAAAAAAAAGAAACAUUUCCAUUAUUGUUGCUGAUCGAGCUCCUGCUGCUAGCUACGGUAUUUAAUUUGAGCAUACCACCACACCAAUACAUAUAUAGAACAAGGCCGGGUCUCAUGAUUAA